Molecule: messenger RNA, 2607 nt
Organism: Symbiodinium natans
Lineage: Eukaryota; Dinophyceae; Suessiales; Symbiodiniaceae
Source: the annotation of a GenBank genome assembly
AUGGCCAAGAAGCGGAAAAGAGUUCCGCCAGCCCGGGAAGCAGCACUGUCCUUCUGGUCAUGUGUGCUGCAUAGCUUAGAUGACCGCACGGCCGACCCUGGCUGCGAGCCAUUGCCCGCGCGCUUCGCCUGUGCGGGCAACGCUGACAUCGCUGACGCGCACUGGGCCCGGAAAGGUAGCAAAGCAGCGAGGCGUCUCGGAGCACCUCCUGUGCUCUGGCCAACAUUGAGAACUGCCUGGGCCGUGGAGCUUCGUCCGCACAGGGAGCAGCUUGGCUUCAAAGAGGGACCCUGGAAGCAGGCUGCCAUAUUCUUUGUGGAGCGCGCCUCAAUAUCCAGUGGGCAUGGCCAGGAGGUGUCCGUUCAUCUGUGCGGCUACCCGUUGCCUGCGUGGCGCUGGGUCCAACAGACCUCGUCUCCAGACCACCCUAUCCAAGCAAUGCUGCGGCCGUUGGAGGACUUGGUCCCGUCGCUUCGCAUGUGGACAGCCUGUGUCCUGGCCCCGAAGCCUCCCUUCUUGCACCAGCUUGUGGGGGCGCGCGGCGCGACGCACCAGAUCUUUUCCGACUCUGACUCAGAUGCGGGGCAAGCAGAGGCAAAGGCGGAAGUGUCGGAGCACGAGGAAUUCUCGAAGACGCGGGAAGCCUUGGAAACCUCAGACUCAGAGGAGCCGAUGAAGCCGAAGGACCAGGACGGAUUGCAGCGGCGCUGCCACUUGCUGCAGGGCCCGCCAGGCACCGGGAAGACUCGAGCAGUAGUGGCGCUGCUCCAGCAGCUGGCACAAAGACACAAGCUCGGAGAUGAGGGCCGUAUUCUGGUGAGUGCUCCCAGCAAUGGUGCCGUGCAGGUUGCUCUGGAGAGUUUCAGCAAGACGGAGGAGGGCCGUCGAUGCCCACUGUGUCUUGUUGGUGUGGACGACCGGGUGCCUUCCGAAGGGCCCCUUCGGGCAGCGUUUAUCCACACUCGAGUGCAACAUGCCCUCGCUUUGGUGAAGAAGUGUGUUGACGACCUAAGCGACACCUCGAUGCUGCAAGAAGCGGUCGAGGCACUGCGCACGCUGGAGCGGAGUGUUCCUGCGGCCUUUCUCAGGCUGAAGCUGCCACGCAACUUGUCCACGAAAUACCUGCGGAACUGCUUGGACAACAGGGAGGAGCUUGAAGUUCUGAGGAUUGCCCUCACAGAGAUUUCUGUGAGCGCAACCUUGUUCGACGGGUUGCGAUGGGUCUUGAGCCUUGAGCUUCAGAGCGAUCUCGGGGUGCCCGUCACCUCUGUGCUCUGCGUGCUCUGCGAAGCAGCUGCUCACAAGCUGAUGGCAGGUGAAGCUGCGACCUCUUCAGACGAGUCGGAGUCCGCUGCGCAGCACUUCACGAGGCGGCCCAUUCGUGGCGGUCUCAUUCAGCGUCUGACUGAGCUAGCGCGGCGCGAGCGCUUCGGGGAGGCGCUUGAGUUCGAGACGGAACAGCUGAAAGCUGCAGCAGCUGUCUUCUGCACGCUCAGCUGCGCGGGCAGGCCUGGGUUGCAGAUGACUCUGCGUGACGGCAUCGAAACGGUGUUGGUGGAUGAGGCCGCCCAAGCCAUCGAAGCGGAGACGUUGGUGCCCCUGUGCCUGCAGCCGAAGCAGCUGGUCCUGGUGGGAGAUCCAAUGCAGUUGAGCGCCACCGUCUGCCACUCCGACAUGGCGAAGAGCGCGCAUUUCUGCCGGUCGAUGAUGGAGCGGCUAAUGGGUCUUGGGCAGGAAUACAUCAUGCUCCAGGAGCAGUACCGCAUGCAUCCAGAGAUCAGCCGCUUCCCCUCCGCUCGCUUCUACGGUGGGCGGCUGGUUGACGUGCGUGGGAACUCGGGGCACUUUCCCAGUCACAACUUGCCGCCGUACGCCGUGGUGGAUGUGGCAUCAGGUGCUGAGGAGAUCUACCGUCAGGACAGUCACAUCAUCAACAGACGUGAAGCAGAUGCCCUGGCGCACUUUGCGAAGCAGUUGGCUGCAGUUUGCAAAGAUCAGGGCAAGAUAGCUAUGGGCCGCUGCCCUGCUCUUGUGGUAAUAACUUUUUACAACGGCCAGGCCAGGUUGAUCCGUCGGUUGCUGGGGGCACAGGCUGGCGUGGAGGUGCACACUGUGGACAGCUUCCAGGGAUCUGAGGCUGAGGUGGUUUUGCUGUCCUUCGUCCGGGCGAAUGCGCAACGCCGACUGGGCUUCCUCUCAGAGUUUCGGAGGCUUAACGUGGCCCUCACCAGAGCGAAGCACUCGCUUAUUGUCUUUGCCAAUGCCACACUGCUGAAGGGCGAGCGCUCGCUCUCAGAUGAUGUGGCCGCACUUUUCGAGGAUGCCUCCCGCCGCAAGCUGAUUUGGAGAGAGGAUGAGCUGAAUCGACUGCUAUCUCCAACAUUCUCUGACAGCGAGGCCAAGACUUCGAUGCAAAGCAGCAUGCCCAGCCGAACCACGGCGCCCAUGAAAGUAGGGCCCUGUGGCCCCAUGAAGCGGGCUUCGCACAUGGCGAAGGGCCAGGGGCGACCAAAGCGGCCAAGGCGGGCCAAGGAGUCGAAGGAUUCCAACGAAUCCGCGGCUCCUCCGGGCCCUCCCAAGGAGCGGCCCAGGCCAAGGGGGAGCUAA